UGCCAUAUUUGUGCUAUCAGGGGUGAAUUUUUCGUGCGUUCUGGACACUCGUGGUACAUGUAACCGUGGAUGUGAUAUUUCAGUGUUUAAUUUGCGUACAGAGGCUACAUAAAGCGUUAAAUUUAACGCGCCCAUACAUGGAUGUUCCAUAGGUCGGUGAUCGCUUUGUUGUGUGUUGUUUGAUUGUACGCAGGAAGUGGAUAAACGCUGUGGCUAGCUUUCUCCAUCGCAAGUAGCUCCGUUUCGAUACUGGUGCUUGAAAAGUUUGUAGGUCUUAUCGUCACGCUGCUAUUGACUGUUUUAACGCAAGAAAAUGGAACACAUCAACACGCCAAAGAUUGAAAAUGUCCGCAUGAUUGACAGAUAUAACAGCAAAAACCCAACAGUCGGUGUGCUGUAUCUUACGGCCACGCAUCUCAUAUUCGUCGAUCCGGAUGCCAACAAAGAGACAUGGGUCCUGUACAUGCACAUCGCGAACGUGGAAAAGUUGCCCCUGAGCACAACCGGCUCACCGUUGCUGAUACGCUGCAAAACGUUCCUUUCCAUCACGUUCGUCAUACCGAAGGAACGCGAGUGUCACGACGUCUACACCACACUGACGAAGCUGUAUCAGCCGGUGCACAUCAAGAAUCUGUACUGCUUCCAGUACACUACCGCGGCAAAGGAGCUGCCCAAGGCUACCGGCUGGGACUACUUCAAGCUGGAGCACGAAUUCAAGCGGAUGCGGGUCCCGAACGACCAGUGGAGUGUCUGUGCGCUCAAUCAAAACUAUGAACUGUGCGACACGUACCCUCGGCAGAUUUACGUGCCCGCCUACGCAAACACGCAAAUACUGCUCGGAAGCUCGCGGUUCCGGUCGAAGGGCCGCUUACCUGCGCUUACCUAUUUGCAUUCGAACAAGGCGUCAAUUUGCCGUUGUAGCCAACCACUGUCGGGUUUCAGUGCUCGCUGUCUCGAGGACGAACAAAUGCUGGAAACGAUACGCAAGACCAACCCCAACUGCAACUUUAUGUACGUCGUUGACACGCGGCCAAGGAUUAACGCCAUGGCAAACAGGGCGGCCGGCAAGGGCUACGAGAACGAGGCCAACUAUGAAAAUAUCAAAUUCCAGUUUCUUGGUAUCGAAAACAUUCACACGAUGCGUGCCAGUCUGCAGAAGCUGAUUGAGUGCUGCGAACAAAAGUCGCCAACCAUGAGUGGAUUCUUAAGUGCCCUGGAAUCUUCUGGCUGGUUGAAACACAUUCGAUCGAUACUGGAUACAUCCUGUUUUAUCGCAAACGCUGUCGAUAAGGGCAUUUCCGUUGUCGUACACUGUUCGGACGGAUGGGAUCGUACGGCGCAAGUAUGUUCGCUUGCUGCGCUUAUGCUGGAUCCGUACUACAGGACAAUUAAAGGAUUUCAGGGAUUGAUUGAAAAGGACUGGCUUGCAUUCGGUCACAAAUUCAGCGACCGGUGCGGACACAUUCAAAACGAUCCGAAGGAAGUAUCUCCCGUGUUUACUCAGUUGCUUGAGUGUACCUGGCAGCUGAUGCAGCAGCGUAACGAUGCUUUCGAGUUUAAUGAAAGAUUCUUGCUAAUUCUGCACGAUCACGUAAUGUCCUGCCAGUACGGUACGUUCGUGGGCAACUGUGAGAAGGAUCGAUUGGACCUACGGCUAGCAGAAAAAACCUUCUCCUUGUGGGGUUACAUGUCGAACCAUCUGAACGAGUACAUAAAUCCGCUCUAUCGACCGGAGAUGGAUGAAACGAUAAAACCCAAUCUUGCCCCGCAAAACAUAAAGUUUUGGCGCGGUAUGUACAGCCGGUUCGAGAGUGGCGUUCAUCCGCGGGAACCGUUGGAAGAUUUAUUGAUCGCUAGCAAGGAUCAUUGCACUUCGCUGGAAGAUCACGUGCAACAUCUGACGAAGCGUAUCAACAGCUUUAAAAAUAUGCUUUCCAAGUCGGCCAAACGAUUGCAGGGUGGUAGUGCGGCGUUGCAGUCACGAUACAACACGGACACUCGGGGCCCUAUUGAGGUGAACGAUAAUCGGUACAAUUACGAUCGUAAGCUAAGCGAACUGUCGGCGGCGGACGAUGAUCAUCCGCUAAAGACGAGCGAUUUUUCUUUCUCCAAUCUAUCGAUUUCAGAAUAUAACAAUGAAGUGGAUAAAGUGAACGAAGACAUCAACACGGUUGCUGUCGAGUGGAAAUCUCUCCGAUCGGUCGUAAACUGUCCCACUUGCUCUAUACCUUUUGACCAAAUUACGAAAAAGAAUCACUGUUGGAAAUGUGGAGAAGUGUUCUGCAGUAGAUGCAUCGACAAAACGUUAUCACUACCGGGUCACGAAAGUGGCAAUCCAGUGCCAGUUUGUCGACAGUGUUUCCGCAUAGUACAGCAAGUGAGUCCUUAAAGGAACACGAGCAACAACAUUCCUCGAUUGAUUCGAUGUAGCUUGUAAGUAAAUAUCUAUGCUACACUUGUUUUCGACUAUUACUGGCAGUAUCUUCGGGAUGUACAAAAUUGUAAUGCGUUUGUGAGGCUACCGGGGCUGGUAAAAAGUAACGGUAAAAAGGUGGCCGAAGAUAUAUAACGCUACAAAUAAGUGAAAAAUCAAAUAGUGCAACUUUUUCAGUUGAAAUAGACCAAAGUACAGCGGCAAAGUGGUUUAAUGAUACCAACACAUACAAGUGCUUGCAGGACAGUAAUGAUCGAAAGGCGGAAGGGCUUAGGAGAUAAAAUCGUUGCGAAUGGCUGUCAAUCUUAGUUGUUAAUUACCAUUAGUCGUAAGCUACGUUAACAUGAAACAUACAAGAAAAAGCAUACGCACUCAUCGACAAGAAGACAGUGUGACAAUGCAUUGUUAGAACUAUUAUAUUCAUAAGCAUAAUGUGUAAAAUGAUUAGUUUAAGUAAAAUUAAUUUCGAGGGCUGAAAAACAAUAUUUAUCUUACUAAAAACAUAUGCACGAGCUUUUGCUUGGCUUUGAUACACUCUUCGGUAUUGAGCUGAAAGAGAGCUUUAUCGAUGGCUGUAAUGAAUGAAAAUACAUUGACAAAAAAGAAUUGUUAGCUACAUUAACGCACAUGAUGGCGCGACAAACUGAAAUGGUUCCGAUGCGCAAAAGAAAAUAACACCCUUUUUGCGCAUCUUACGCAAAGUUAGUGCUUGAUUUCGUUUCACAAUCAUGUCAUGGAGGCUGUAGAAGUUUUUCACGGUUGCACACCUCAGUUUCUCGUUUGUGGGUGUAUGAAGUAUGCACCUUGUUUGACAGUAUUUACAUCGAUUGCAAUUGAAUUCUUGAGAGAUAGAUCGUGAAACAGCGAAAGAUUGUCGGCUACCGUUGUAUGCUUGUCACAGGAAAAUUUUUCAUUUGCGACCCAAAAAAGCAGGCACCGAAAAUAUCUUCAGGCAUAUAGCUAUCUAUAUAUGUAAACUGUAUAAGUAAUCUGAGGUAGCAAAGUCAUACAAAACAAAAAAGUCACAAAUCUGUUGCUCUCAAGUAAAAUAAAGGUAUUUAAUAUACAAGGUAUAA
Messenger RNA from Anopheles moucheti, 3510 nucleotides. RefSeq names its product myotubularin-related protein 8 (gene Mtmr6). The record is from RefSeq and is a predicted model, not a curated record. Gene Ontology annotation, molecular function: phosphatase activity; metal ion binding. Gene Ontology annotation, biological process: dephosphorylation. The transcript is spliced from 9 exons. The coding region runs from base 314 to 2389 and encodes 691 amino acids. Lineage: Eukaryota; Metazoa; Arthropoda; Insecta; Diptera; Culicidae.